UUCCAACGGAAGUUGUGGUAGCUGUGUGAAGUGUGUGUGUUCCUGCCGGUGUUUGAUUGUGUGUAUCAUCGAAGCCGGGAGCGAUGCCUGAACUGGCGGUAGAUAGAGUUGUGGUUCACCCCUUGGUGCUGCUUAGCGUGGUAGAUCAUUUUAACAGAAUUGGAAAGGUCGGAAACCAAAAGCGAGUUGUCGGUGUCUUGCUGGGCUCCUGGCACAAGAAAAUCUUAGAUGUCUCCAACAGUUUUGCAGUUCCAUUUGAUGAAGAUGAUAAAGAUGAUUCUGUCUGGUUUCUGGAUCACGACUAUCUGGAGAACAUGUAUGGGAUGUUCAAAAAGGUCAAUGCUCGUGAACGGAUAGUGGGCUGGUACCAUACUGGGCCGAAGCUUCAUAAAAAUGACAUCGCCAUUAAUGAACUGAUGAAAAGAUAUUGCCCAAAUUCGGUGCUGGUUAUAAUUGAUGUAAAGCCAAAAGAUCUGGGCCUUCCCACUGAGGCGUACAUUUCUGUGGAAGAAGUUCAUGAUGAUGGCACACCAACUUCAAAGACUUUUGAACAUGUCACCAGUGAGAUUGGUGCAGAAGAGGCAGAAGAAGUUGGAGUGGAACAUUUGUUAAGAGACAUCAAAGAUACUACAGUGGGGACCUUGUCGCAACGCAUUACAAACCAGGUGCAUGGACUGAAGGGACUGAACUCCAAAUUGCUUGACAUCAGGAGCUACCUGGAGAAAGUGUCCUCAGGCAAACUACCCAUCAAUCACCAGAUCAUCUAUCAGCUGCAGGAUGUCUUCAACCUACUGCCAGAUGUCAACCUCCAAGAGUUUGUUAAAGCCUUCUACUUAAAGACUAAUGACCAGAUGCUUGUGGUCUAUCUAGCCUCACUGAUCCGCUCUGUGGUAGCCCUUCAUAAUCUUAUCAAUAAUAAGAUUGCCAAUAGGGAUGCGGAAAAGAAAGAAGGCCAGGAAAAAGAGGAAAGCAAGAAGGAGAGGAAAGAUGAAAAGGAAAAAGAGAAGAGUGAAGCAAAGAAAGAAGAAAAGAAGGAAAAGAAAUAAUUUGUAUUAGUAUUUUUUUGUUGUUCAGGGAAUGGGUAGGCCUAUUAAAGCAAAUAUUGUAAAGAGAAA
This is a messenger RNA of Xenopus tropicalis (tropical clawed frog), 1115 nucleotides long. It is a transcript of the gene psmd7, whose product is annotated as proteasome 26S subunit, non-ATPase 7. NCBI's taxonomy places the organism in Eukaryota, Metazoa, Chordata, Amphibia, Anura, Pipidae. The record is from RefSeq and is marked provisional. Gene Ontology annotation, cellular component: proteasome regulatory particle. Gene Ontology annotation, molecular function: peptidase activity.